Spodoptera litura is the source of this 3535-nucleotide messenger RNA. The record is from RefSeq and is a predicted model, not a curated record. Lineage: Eukaryota; Metazoa; Arthropoda; Insecta; Lepidoptera; Noctuidae.
UGGCAAUGUGGAAGUUACUACUUUUAUUAGCCGUUUUGGCUAAUAUAUUUUCAUUAGUGUCCUCGGCAAAAGAAUCUGAGACAACGAUAAUCACCAGUAAUGUCGCUGCAGCAGCUGCAAGUGGAGUGGUAGUGGAAAAUGGAGAAAAUGGUUCGGUGGCAGCUGGAGCUGCAGCAGCCGCAGCAGCCAGCAGUACGACCAUAAUCAAAACUGAACAUCACGUCAGAAAGUGUGCAGUCAACGAAAGAUACUCGAAAUGUCCAGAAAAACUUUGCCAGCCACAAGUAUGUGAAGAGGUUGGAAUCCCACAGUGUUCGAUUCACGAUGAAAGGUACUUCGACAAGACGGGACCCUGCCCUGGACCUCCUGCAUGCAUCUGUGUAGAAGGAUUUGUAAGAAAUGAUGAGGGAGUCUGCAUGCCAGCUAAGGAAUGUCCGUCUUGUGGCAAUGACAAGAACGCCACAUCUGGCUGUGGCGUGAACUGCGGUCGGCGCUGUUCCAACUACAUGCUCUCUAAUGUAACAUGUGCCGAUAUAUGCUACUCCAACAAUUGUGAUUGCAAAGAAGAUUACGUGUUCGAUGACUACCUUGGAUUUUGUGUCCUGCCGCAGGAUUGCAGUAACAAGAACGCGCCUGAACCUGAAGGCACUGAUGGGACUCCAGGAAACGAAGAUGGAAAUGAAAGUACAGACCCUUGUGACGAUUGCAGUGAAAACAACUGUGAUAAUACAAAUGAAAACACCGACGAUAUAGAAGAAAUAGAUUGCAAUGGAAUGGAUGGAGAAACGACCACAAAAUCUGAAAUGAAUUCGUCAUCUACCACAGAAUCUAAUGAAGGGUCAGAUUCAACUACUGAGGCAUCAGGUAUGACAACUGAAGGAUCUGCAAUGAGAUCAACAACCCGCAGACCUAGAACUACGACCAAGCGCCGAUCACGCACUACAACCGAAUCUGAUGGAGGAUCCGAUAUGACAACUAAAGGAUCUGGAAUAAGUUCUACUACACGAAACAAUAAAAUAAGUAUACAGGUAGAACAAUUUACCACAGAAUCUGGUGCAGAGUCAAAUUCAACUACAGAAAGAUCAAUUAUGACAACUGAUAAUUCUGGAAAUGGACCAACAACAGGAGAAACUGAGUCAAAUAUGACAACAGAAGAUUCUGGAAAUGGACCAACAACAGGAGAAACUGAGACGGAUAUGACAACAGAAGAUUCUGGAAAUGGACCAACAACAGGACAAACUGAGACAGAUAUGACAACAGAACAAUCAGAGAACGGAUCAAAUACAGAAGAUUCUGAAAACGGAACAACAACAGAGGAUUUUGAAAACGGAACAACAACCGAAGAAAUGGAUACUGGUAUGACAACAGAAAAAUCAGAAGCGGGAUCUACAACAGAAGAAGCUGAGGGAGAUAUGACAACGAAAGAUUCUGAGAGUGAGUCAACAAUAGAAGAAAUGGAGACAAGCAUGACAACUGAAGACUCCGGAAAUGAAGGAACAACGGAACAGUCUCCUAGUAGUCAAAGAACAACUACUAAUGCGCCUAUAUCAACAACAAGGAGAACUCGUAAACCGAGAACGACUAUAAGAAGAACGCGAACUACGACAAAACGUAGGACAACCAGUUCGGCACCUGAGACAACUAUGAAAUCAACUACACGUCGACCUAGAAGAACUACAACAAAAUCAGCCAGUGAAACGACAACAGAAGCAUCAACUACAAAGGGACCAAAAGAUUGCAAAGGUCGCAACGAAUGGUACUUCGAUUGCGCACCGUCAUGCCCUCAAAGGACUUGUGAAGAUUACUUGAAUGGUGUUAGAUGUCAAGCAUCCGACAGGACUACGGGAUGCAAACCUGAAUGUCGCUGCAUGAUCGGUUAUUACAAGGAUGCAGAAGGAAACUGCGUGAGCACAUUGCAAUGUAGGCAAUCUUCUUCCAAUACGGGUAUGACGUCCACAACAACGACGUCCACGACAACGACUUCCACGACAGCAGAACCUACAUGCGAGGAAGAAGCCAUUCCAUUAUUCGCCGUAGGAAGCCUUCGGUACACCCUGAGAAUAUUAUAUGAAAUAUCUCUAUCAAAUCCUGGAAACAGUGUAAUGGUGGGAGGAGCAUCCGUCUUAUACUUGAUGGGUGAAUUAGCUUUGUAUGCUAAAGGAAGGGCAAAGACAGAACUCUUAAAUGUAUUCAACCUUCAAGAAACAGAACAGAUAUCAUGUGCAUUCCCAAGAAUAUCAGCUGCUCUUACCGCGCAGUAUCCUGACAUCGAAUUUAGCCUGUUCUGCAAAAUCUAUGCUGAUGACGAUUGUCCAAUGACAGACGAUUUUAUACAGAAUACAGAGAAAAUAUUCGCUAUGGCGCCACAAAACCUCAAUUUCUCAGCUUCAGAUGCUGCAAAGACAAUUAGUGAUGAAGUGGAAAACAUGACCAACGGAAACUUUGAAAAUUACUUGAAAACAAGAACGAUAUCGACAUUGGAUCAUCUGGUUAUGAUAGAUGCAGAAGGUUUCCAGGGAAAAUGGGAGAAACAAUUCAAUCCAGCAGAUACAACAUUGAAAGACUUCUUCUGGAGUGGAAGAAUUAGUAAGGUGCAAUCUAUGUAUCAAAAAGAUACGUUCCUGUAUGGAGAGAGCUCCGUACUUGGUGCUAAGAUACUGAAAAUGGAUUACGUAGGAGGAAUGUUUGGUCUUGUGAUAUUCCUACCAAACAGUUUAAUUGGUUUGAAUGACUUGCUAAGGAAACUUCAACAGAACACAAAUGUCGUGUAUUCAGCUGUUGGCAGCCUUACAAUGCAAAUGGUUGAAAUAGACUUACCUAAAUUCGAAAUAUCUGUAGCAAAUAGAUUGAAGAUACCUUCCGAAAAGGCGGGAGUAACAAGGAUAUUCAGUAAUACAUCCCUCGGACUGGAAAACGUUGCAUCUUGUGAAAUGCCAUACGUUAGCGAGAUCCUUCAGAAGAUUACCUUCCACGUUGAUGAAUAUGGUAUGGGAGAGACCAGAGAUGUUGAAUUUGCUCCAAUAGCAACAACGCAAGCGCCUCGAAGACAACAGACGUACAGAUUCAAAGCCGAUCAUCCAUUCGUUUACUCCUUAUUCCACAAAGAAGUUAUGCUGCAAGCAGGAAUCUUUGCGGGAAACUAAGGUCAUUGAGGUAAUCAGUUAUCUUGCAUUUGUAUGUGUUUAAUGUCUUAAUUUAAUCCAAAUAUUACUGUUUCGGAAUAUGGAGCUAAAACAAAAAUAUGUUUAGAGUACGUGUUAUCUAAUCUAGAUGUGUUGGACGGUUUUAUAGAGUUAAAAAAUGUCGGGUUUGGUUGAAUAUCUAUGGAAUAUUGCAUUGUUGCUAGAAAGUUUGCAUGGAUUAGUUUUUAGAAAGGAAAACAACAGAAUGUAAUGUACAUAAUAUGUGUAUAAGUAGAUAUAGAAUAUCAUAUAAGUAGACUUAGUGAUCAAGGGUCUCGUUAGAAAACGUAAGCGAAGUAAAGUAUGAUGUGUUUUAGUUAAUAUAUUCCGAAUUUAUAGAAAUAUUAUUAUUA